Molecule: messenger RNA, 971 nt
Organism: Myotis brandtii (Brandt's bat)
Lineage: Eukaryota; Metazoa; Chordata; Mammalia; Chiroptera; Vespertilionidae
Product: pulmonary surfactant-associated protein D
Exons: 5
Coding region: 21-791 (256 amino acids)
Source: RefSeq, a predicted model, not a curated record
CACCAGGAGCUAGAGGGCCAAUGGGGAUGCCUGGACCUGCUGGCCCAGCUGGGCCCAAAGGGGACAAUGGCUCUGCUGGAGAACCUGGACCGAAGGGAGACUCGGGGCCACGUGGACCUCCGGGACCUCCAGGUGUGCCUGGGCCGGCUGGACCAGAGGGUCCCUCAGGAAUGCAGGGGAAUGUGGGACCACAAGGCGAACCAGGCCCCAAAGGAGAGCCUGGGCCCAAAGGGCCUGCAGGACCCCCGGGCCCACAGGGACCUCCAGGCGCCAGGGGCCCCCCAGGACUGAAGGGGGACAGAGGUGCUCCUGGGGAGAGAGGACCCAAGGGAGAGAGUGGGCUUCCAGACACCGCUGCUCUGAGGCAGCAGGUGGAGGCCUUGCAGGGAGCCUUCCUUCAGUAUAAGAAAGUGGAGCUCUUCCCCAACGGCCGAGGUGUUGGCCAGAAGGUCUUUAAGGCAGCAUACUUUGAGAAACCUUUCCAGGAGGCACAGCAAGUGUGCGCACAGGCUGGGGGGCAGCUGCCCUCCCCACGCUCUGAAGCUGAGAACGAGGCCUUGCAACAGCUGGUCGAGGUUGAAAACAAGGAUCGUGUGUUCCUGAGCAUGACUGACUUUCAGACAGAGGGCAGGUUCACCUACCCAGGAGGGGAACCCCUGGUCUAUUCCAACUGGAACCCCGGUGAGCCCAACAACAAGGAUGGCAAUGAGCACUGUGUGGAGAUGUACACCAAUGGCCAGUGGAACGAUUUGCCCUGUGAAGAGAUUCGCCCUGUGAUCUGCGAGUUUUGAGCCCUCGGGGUGGGUGGGGCAGCCGUGGUCGAGGAGUCUGGCCCAGACCCAAGUGCUGCCGACAUGACAAGGAAGAGCUGAGGGCUCUGUGGCCGGGCUUCUGCACAGAGCCGUGGGAUGAGGCCAGCCAAGGGCUCCCAUGGAACUCCUCUCUCAGAAUAAAAUAUGAAACUGGCUUCA